This is a messenger RNA of Laccaria bicolor S238N-H82, 1056 nucleotides long. RefSeq lists its product as uncharacterized. Gene Ontology annotation, cellular component: nucleus. Lineage: Eukaryota; Fungi; Basidiomycota; Agaricomycetes; Agaricales; Hydnangiaceae. Gene Ontology annotation, biological process: regulation of alternative mRNA splicing, via spliceosome. The record is from RefSeq and is a predicted model, not a curated record. The transcript is spliced from 4 exons. The coding region runs from base 1 to 1056 and encodes 351 amino acids.
AUGGAACUCCCAUCCCUUCGAGAACUGGAGCUCGAAUCUCAUUUAAGGGAAAGGGACACGCGCCUCGCUGAACUCACCGACGAGGUGACGCGGCUACGCCAGUACCUUUCAACGCAGCCGGGUCCAUCCACGGCGGACCUGGUCACCCUUCCACCGGCGUUGAUUUCCAUUUUGUUGCCUCAUUUUAAAAGCUCAGCGGCAAGCGCGACAUCUAGCCAUUCAACGGUGACAGCCGCCCUCACACAGAGAUCCCGACUUUUACAAGAGGAGAAUGAUGAAUUUUAUGAACUUCUGAAACGCGGAGAGACAGGCAGGUUGAAAGAGGAAGUUCGCGGGUUGCGAAAGGUCGUGGAAAAGCUCGAGGGUGCAUUACGAGAGUCUCACCAAGUCAUAAAUUCGCUUUCCACAGAACUGGAUAAGUCUUACGACACAUUAAUGAACUCCUCUCGUCAAGUUAACAGUGUCAACAAUUCAAAGUCACAUGCGCGUUCCCCGAGGAAUGCCUAUAACUCGCUGCCUCAAGUCGGAAACGGCAACGGCGCAGGGAAGUUACCGCCUACAGGCCCCCGCGCUUACAAGAAACCUCGAUUGUCUGAACCCCAAGCAUCCCCACCUUCGCGUCCGAAUAAUACCCUUCCAUCUCACAAAAGUCAAAUUCAUUCAAAUGCUUCUACGCGCAGUGGUGAUAGGCGUGACUAUUUAUCACGGCCUAACAAUGAACAACUAAAGUCUAGCCGUUCCAAAAUUGAUGUGGACGAGGACGACAGGGAAAGUCCUGCGUUGCCAACUGAACGUGUCCGUGACCACGACCGGGAAAGGAUUCGGGAACGUAGCAGGAAGGACCGAGAGAGAACGAGGGACCGGGAGCGAGACCGGGAUGGAAAUAGGACGACUGCUUCUCGUCGAAACGGAAGCCAUACAAGUAGUUCUGUGCGAGGUGGACCUGUGGGAGGAGGGGGUGGGUCUUCGCGGACAAUAAAUGAUCGGAGCACGGUGGCGUCUACUAAUCUCAUCCAUGGGGGUGAUCGGACACUGGCAGAGAGGAUGGGACUUUGA